AUGGCGAUCAUAUCGCUAUCUCUGCUUUCCCUUUUUCUUCAUCUCCAGUCAGCAGUAGCUGUCAAACCCACUCCACCCUCGCCAUGUGCCGUCUCUUGCCAAUCUGCACUGCAGGAGGCUGGCCUUUGGUCUCAAAUCCAUGACUUGCGCCAGCUCAAUGCCUGCGAUGACACCACCGUCUUUGAGAUGGCCAUCUACAACAAAGUCGAUGACCCAAACACGCAUUUGACUCUCAAAGCGUGUUCCGUUCCGAAAAAUUCGGCCUCUGUUCGCCGAGAGACAGCGGUAGCGGCCGACAUCUCAUCGUCCACCAAAGGUUGCACCGACGAGGCCGAGAUCACCCAAACCAAGGUAGAUCUUCAGCGCGUAGUGCGGGACGCCUCAGAUCAGACAAUUUCUCUUGACGACGUUUCCAAAGCGGCCGAUGCUCUAUCCGCCCAUUUGGGUAAGGAGACCAACUGCAGAACGACCGCCCUAUUCGCCAAAUCCGGCUCUACUAUCAUCGGAAUGUACGCGGGAGCAGCUAUCCAGAAAGGCAGCGCGAUGGCCCUCCUGGAUAGAUUCUCCUCAGAGCUUCAGUCGGAUCCGCGUGGCAGCCAAGCGUCGGUGCAACUCUGUGGUGACCGACGCCAAAGCUCGCUUGUCACCGGUAUUUUUGUCGAUAACAGGGGCAAUGUGUCGGCCGUUCAGGAGGCCGUCCGAACAUGGAGCGAUGCCGGCUGCAUCACGAACUACGAUGAAGAACACACCAUGAGCGAGGUGGAGAUUGGAUUGCUACCCAUCCUCUCUAUUCCCUUGUCUAGAGUGAGAACUGAGAUGGAUAAUGGUAGCAGAAAGGAACUAGAAGCUCGAUCUCUAACGGCUCGCGCCGAGUGCAAAGCCGUCGAAGUGGUUUCUGGUGACAGCUGCUGGUCUAUCACCCAAAGCUGCGGCAUUACCCAACAAGAACUCGAGAAAUACAAUCCCAUCGACAGGUUAUGUGAACCUAACGUUCUCCAGAUCGGGCAGACGCUCUGCUGUUCCGAAGGAAGUCUCCCGGACUACUCGCCUAAGCCAGACGCUGAUGGGAAUUGCCUUGCACACACCAUUGUCAAAGAUGACACCUGCGCCAAGCUUGCAGCGCAGUACAAGACCACAGUUGAUAAAAUCAUCGAGGCCAAUAAACAAAGCUGGGGUUGGGUGAAUUGCGAAAGCCUCGGUGAGACCCAGGUCAUUUGUCUGGGCCCUGUUCCACCCCCGAUGCCGUCCAUCAACCCAGAUGCCCAAUGCGGCCCGCAGAAGCCUGGUACGGUGAGACCGCCAGACGGAACGAAUCUGGAAGAGCUGAACCCGUGCCCGCUGAACGCCUGUUGUGAUGCCUGGGGAAUGUGCGGGAUCACGGAAGAGUUCUGUACGCCAAGCCCGGCCGAUUCGGGGGCGCCGGGAGCCACGAAGCCCGGGACCAACGGUUGUUUCUCGAAUUGUGGCACGGAUAUUGUCAAUAACGAUCAGCCGCCUAAAGAUCCGUUCAUCAACCUCGCCUACUUCGAGGCGUGGAACAUGGAGCGGCCCUGUGCCAAUCUUGACGUUCUAAACAUCCCCGACCGAUACACCCACGUCCACUUCGCCUUUGUGGAUGUUACUCCCGACUUUGCCAUUGACACUUCCAAAGUGCAAGAACAAUGGGAUCGCUUCCUAAAGCUGGAGCACGCCAAGCGCAUUGUCUCGUUUGGCGGCUGGGCCUUUUCCACCGAGAAUGCAACCUAUAAGAUCUUCCGGCAGGCCGUUACGAAGGACUACCGAGAACAGUUUUCCACCAACUUGGUCAACUUCAUAGAGUCUAACAACUUGGAUGGUGUUGACUUUGAUUGGGAGUAUCCAGGAGCGCCAGAUCUCCCGCUGCCGAAGAGCAAGACGGUCGCUAUAGCGGCACCCGCUUCUUUCUGGUAUCUCAAAGCCUAUCCGAUGGGUGAGAUUGCUAAGAUUGUGGAUUAUGUUGUUUACAUGACUUAUGAUCUCCACGGGCAAUGGGAUUAUAAGAACUGGUGGGCGAGCCCUGGUUGCUCCCCGCAGUCGGAAGGCUUAGGAAAUUGCUUGCGAUCACACAUCAACUGGACGGAGACAGAAAGCGCCCUAUCCAUGAUCACCAAGGCCGGCGUUCCGUCGACAAAGGUAUUAGUCGGAAUCACCAGCUACGGUCGAAGCUUUAAGAUGGCAGAAGCCGGUUGCACGGGACCGCAGUGUAGGUUUGUCGGAACCGGCGAAAAAUUCGAAUCCGCGGCGCUUCCCGGAGAAUGCACGGGCACAGCAGGUUAUUUAUCGGAGUACGAAAUUCGACAGAUCAUCCGCAUGGCCGAAUACCCAGGGGAAACGUGGCCGGACUGGGAUAUCGCAGACGAUGAGGAGUCGACCGAGGACUUAUAUGUGUCUGAGCCUACCUUUGAGACUUGGUACGACGAGGACUCUCAGUCCGAUAUCCUCGUCUAUGGCGAGACUGAGUGGGUGGCAUGGAUGGACGACGUCACGAAGCGCGAGCGCGUGGAAAGGUAUAAAGCGAUGAACUUUGCUGGCGUUUCGGACUGGGCCGUCGACCUUUCAGUCGGUUACGAUUUCACAAAGGAAAAUGAAAACGACGGACAGGAAGAAGGGGUGGACCCAUGCGACCUAAACCGCAGUUUCAAUGACCUCCAGGACCUCGAGCAGAAUGGUGCCGACCUCUCAAACCAUUGCGCGGGCAUCCACGCACUCAAGAUCCUCCGCAGCAUGCUCACCGAAGCGGUGGGAAAGUACGACAAUCUGGACCAAAACUACGACUCUCGAUUCAAAUACUACGAGGAAGCAAUGAGAGGGAUGGCCAAGAGUAACUUGGGUAAAUGCAUGGCCUGGUCCAGUAACGGACCUUGUAAUAAGUAUUUUACGUGCUCUUGGUCUGAGAAUAACCAGGAGAAGGCUAAGGGAACAUGUCCGCUAUCUGGCUAUAAUGCGAACGAUCUCGCAACCUUUACGCUUACCUAUCAACUCAACGACGAAGAUGGCUUCUACAAAACCCUGCAAGAAGAGUUCGGCGUUAGCAAGGACUGGGUCAAAAUCGAAGACGUCACCAUAAAGGACAAGUGCAUCGGCACCGCACCUCCGCCGGGAGCGAACCCUCGACCGGUGUCUGAGGAACCGAUAAGCCGAAGACAAUGCGAGAAAUUCCAGAAGGAGUAUAAGGGGUAUCCCGUGAUACGCGACGACGCCGAGAUCCCCAACCCAAAAGAAGUCGUUAAAGCGGCCAAGGAAAAUCUCGACGAAAUGAAUCUGGAGCUUACCGUAUCCUCGAUCGAGCUUCUCCUUGGACUUUGGGAGGGCGAGGUCAACGAACUCGUUGAGGUUAUGGCGAUGCCGGUGUUGCUGGUGGUGCAGUCGAUAGAGUCAAUGGAGAAAGUGAAAGAGAUUGGCGAGGAGAUUGAGGAGCAGAAGAGGGAGCAAAAGAUGAAGGAUAUCAUCUUCGGAGUCUUGAUGGCGGCGUUCUUCCUUAUCCCUGUUGCGGGAGAGGCGGCUUUGGCUUUGGGCUGGACUACGCUCACAAUUGCCCGGAUAGCCGCCAUCAUCGGCCUGGCGGGAGAUGCGGCGCUGUCGGCAUAUAGUGCCGUCGAGGAUCCGGAAUCAGCUCUCUUGGAAGCACUGCUCAUGCUCAUUCCGGGACGUGGUCUUACGAGGAACAAGGACAAUGUUUCUAACAUCUUUAAGAAGAAGAAGGCCGGAGGGGGCGAGGCUCUCCGAGCCAUGGGAGACCUGUGGAAGAAGCACGACACAAGCAUUCAGAAUAUUGUUAGCGUGUGUAGGAGGAAAUGA
Messenger RNA from Scedosporium apiospermum, 3816 nucleotides. RefSeq lists its product as uncharacterized. Gene Ontology annotation, molecular function: chitin binding; hydrolase activity, hydrolyzing O-glycosyl compounds. The record is from RefSeq and is a predicted model, not a curated record. The transcript has 3 exons. Bases 1 to 3816 code for a protein of 1271 amino acids. Lineage: Eukaryota; Fungi; Ascomycota; Sordariomycetes; Microascales; Microascaceae. Gene Ontology annotation, biological process: carbohydrate metabolic process.